Molecule: messenger RNA, 2065 nt
Organism: Marchantia polymorpha subsp. ruderalis
Lineage: Eukaryota; Viridiplantae; Streptophyta; Marchantiopsida; Marchantiales; Marchantiaceae
Source: the annotation of a GenBank genome assembly
AUCAAUAUGCUGGUCGUGGGUGUGUGGAGAUGAAAACGACGCAUACUCCGACAAUUCCCAGAGACGAAGGAAACUGCAAAUCAGCAAAUCAACAACAAAGAAAGAAAGAAGGUGAACGGAGCCGAUUGAUGGCCACAAGAGGGGCACGUUCGACCGUCGCCCGGCUCGACGAGCAGCAGGAGCAGCACUUCCGAUUCCAGAUGUGUCGAAGUCACGACGACGACGACGACUGACGAGCGCGAAUUCUUCGCGGCCGGAGACGCUCUUGCGGAGAAUGAAGGUCGACAUUCGAAAGCAGGGCAAUUGGAGGGAGUUUCAGGUUCAGGACAAUUGUCGAGCUUCUUGAGGCUUCUUCAAAGUUGGCCCCCAUCGCGGAUCAUUGUACUGUAGAAAGUUGGAUCGAGGGCGUGGAGAGCGCGGACCUCCUUUGAAUAUUUAUGGCGGGAAUCUCCAGCUCGGGAGCGGAUGGAAUCGGCUGGGCGAGGAGAUUGGAAAGUCUUUGAUUUUAAUGUCGGGAAUCUCGAUUUGGCUUCGGAUGGUAUCCAGUUGCUGAAUGUUUCGAAAUUUAGAGCAGAUUUGUCGGGAUGGAGCCGCUGUUUCUGCCUCUCAAUUGCGAUUUCACCGCCUACCAUGUGCUCCUACCAAUGCAGGGCAAGGAGUUUUCAUUUUCCGUGCACAACAUUCCCAGAGACAAGGCAUCUUUGCAGCAUGCCAUGUUGGAGUGUAAUGAGGAGCUCCGUACGAUUCUUAGAGGUGUAGAACCUGUGGUUCAAGAGAGACUGAAGCAAAGUUACGAUUUAAGUACCUUCGUCCUGGAGCUCAAAGAUAUUUUGGAGCGUAUUGUACGCACACAGCCAUUUGUCUCAUUACCGACACCAGCCUUUUAUUCCCAACUCUGCGCCAACCUAGAUUCAGUUGGCUGGGAACAUCUCAUUUGGCUCUCAGAUGAACUCUCUUCCCUACACCUGAGAAUUUUUGAUAGCGCAGGACGAGAGCACAUUGUGCUGGUCGACUUGCCACCAGGGUUCCCAGAGGUCGCGCCUACUGCCUCUGCUAAUCUUCCGAUUCCAGUAGAUCUCCGGUCUCUUCAGGGCGAAUCACUGAAGGACAUAAUUUUGCAGUACGAGUCGGCGAUCGAGACGUAUCAAGAUUUUUGGGAUGUUAUGGAGGACGUUGACAAAAGAGUAUGGGUUAUGGAGCCCGAUCAUCCUUCUCGAGCUGAUGCAUUUCGUCGCAUCGCACUUGGUGGUCAUUGCUCCUUGUCGAUAGUGGUGGAUCCUCUUUCACCUCGAUCCGUUCCAGAGUGCCGUUUCUUUGGUUCUGAUGCAGUUAUAUCUCCACUCAGAAGACGACUUAAUUCUGGACUAAGGAAAUGGGAUCGGAGCCGGCCUCUGAUAGCUAAUUUUGAAGAAGUGCUAGAGAUAACGUUUCCUUCAGCCCAAGAAACUGACAAAGAAGACAUGAGUGCUGACUGUGGCAUCUGCUAUGCCUAUCGUGCACAAGACGAUGCUCUAUGCUCGGAUGUGGGGACCCUACAGGGAAGCGUCCCCGAUCGCGUUUGCGAUAAUCCAAAUUGCGCAAGACCGUUUCAUAACACCUGUCUUUUGGAAUGGCUACGAUCGAUCACAACUACUCGCCAGUCAUUUGAUGUUCUUUUCGGGCAUUGCCCCUAUUGUUCUCAUCCGAUAGCUGUCAAGAGUACCCAUGGUUAAUGAUACCUGGCCUUUAUAUGAAGAUAGGCAGCUGUGAAAUAUGCUGAUUCUGGGUGUUUCAAGUAAUUGGGUCCACUACAUGUGGAGGUGGUAGAGUACAUCUGACGCCGUAAUCAGAGGUAGUGUUAGAAUUUGGGAAGAUAGCCACUCGACUACUUAGCCUUUCUUGAAAGAUUUCUGACGAUCAGGUUCUUCUGUCACUGUAAACGCUAGGUACUCUGAGGCCACUACGGCUCAUGCAGAGAUUUCCGCAAGCCAACAGCUUUGACUAGCACUGGCUGAAGGACUGCCUCUUUUGGUUUGUAAAUAUCGUGAUCAUAAGGGACAUGCAUUCAUUUCAGGCUUAAAUUCCC